UCAAGAUAAUUUGACAUCAACAUCAUCCACGACCACAUUUGCGGAGUAUGGUGUGAUAGUGGUUCGCUCAAUAUUUAAAUUCAUUUAAUUUUCACGUAAAUAUGACUGACAAUGAAGUACAAAACGGUCCCUCAGGGGACCAGCCUCAAGAAAAGACUGCGAAACAACUAGAGAAAGAAGCAAAAAAGGCUGCAAAGUUGGAAAAGCUAAAAGCCAAAUUGGAUAAAAAGAGCGCUGCGCCAGCUGUACAGAAGGAAAAGCCUGAGAAAAAAGUGAAAGAAACAAAAGAGAGUGCAGUGUACACAGCAAACACAGCACCGGGAGAUAAGAAGGACAUCGCGGGUGCUAUGCCCGAUGCCUACAGCCCGCAGUAUGUGGAGGCUGCCUGGUACACUUGGUGGGAGAAGCAGGGCUUCUUCAAGCCGGAGUAUGGUAGGAAGUCUGUCCUGGAUCCGAAUCCCAAGGGCAAGUUUAUGAUGAUAAUCCCUCCCCCUAAUGUGACGGGUACUCUCCAUCUCGGACACGCCUUGACCAAUGCUGUGGAAGAUGCCAUCACUCGGUGGCACAGAAUGAACGGUAAGACCACACUAUGGGUCCCUGGUUGCGACCACGCCGGCAUCGCGACACAAGUGGUGGUGGAGAAGAAGUUGUGGCGCGAGGAGAAGAAGACCAGACAUGAACUGGGCAGAGAAAAGUUCAUCGAGAAGGUCUGGGAGUGGAAGGAACAAAAAGGCGGUCGCAUCUACGAACAACUCCGUUCCCUAGGUUCAUCCUACGACUGGUCGCGCGUUCGCUUCACAAUGGACCCGGCAAUGUGUCGUCCUGUCAACGAGGCGUUCAUCCGGCUACACGAAGCUGGUGACAUCUACCGCGCCAACAGGCUCGUGAACUGGUCCUGCACGCUGAAGAGCGCCAUCUCUGACAUCGAGGUCGAUAAGGUCGAUCUCACUGGACGGACAAUGAUGACCAUACCGGGGUAUGAACAAAAGGUUGAGUUUGGCGUGCUAGUGUACUUCGCGUACCGCGUGGAGGGCAGUGGCGAGGAGAUCGUGGUGGCCACCACGCGUAUCGAGACCAUGCUGGCUGAUGUUGCUGUGGCUGUACAUCCGCAGGAUGCUAGGUACAAACACCUGAUAGGCAAGAGUGUGGCGCAUCCCAUAGUGGACAGGAAGUUACCCAUCAUUGCCGACGAGUUCGUCGACAUGAACUUCGGAACCGGUGCUGUAAAGAUCUCGACAGGCCACGACAUGAAUGACUACGAGCUGGGCAAGCGACACAACUUGCCGUACAUCACCAUCUUCGACGACGAGGGGAAAAUGCUGCCCAACUGUGGACCUUUCGCUGGUCAGAAACGUUACGAUGUUCGUCGCAGCAUUAUAAAGGUGCUGGAAUCACAUAAGUUAUAUAAGGAGACGAAGGAACACGCUAUGGUGGUGCCGCUGUGCAGUCGCUCUAAGGAUGUAGUGGAACCCAUGUUGAAGCCGCAAUGGUACAUAAAAUGCGACAACAUGGCCGCGGAAGCCAUAAAGGCCGUCAAGACGGGCGAGCUUAAGAUCAUCCCAGACGUGCACGAGAAGAUCUGGUACCACUGGAUGGAGAACAUUCGUGAUUGGUGCAUUUCUAGACAGCUGUGGUGGGGGCACAGGAUUCCAGCUUAUAAAGUCACUUUGCCUGAAGCUGAGGAGUUCGUGGACGCAGAAAGCCCGCAGGCCAGUAAGACGGCGCCGCGCCGCCGCCACACGCGCUCGGGGCGCCGCAAGAGUCGCCGCAUCCGAGCGCGUCACCAGCCCACAGACGCGCCCAAACACACUACUGUUACAAAAGAACAAGAGCUGUGGGUAUCAGCCCACAGCGAGGAGGAGGCGUUAAGCAAAGCAGCUGCCAAGUUCAAAGUACCCGCCUCAGACAUACAGCUGGCGAGAGACGAAGAUGUGCUGGACACUUGGUUCACUUCAGGACUGUUCCCCUUCUCUAUCUUCGGGUGGCCGGAACAGACUGAGGAUUUGGAGGCCUUCUACCCGGGAUCGUUGCUAGAAACUGGACACGAUAUUCUGUUUUUCUGGGUCGCCAGGAUGGUGUUCUUCGGACAGAGGCUCAUGGGGAAACUGCCUUUCAAAGAAAUCUACCUCCACCCAAUGGUACGCGACGCCCACGGCCGUAAAAUGUCCAAAUCUCUAGGCAACGUGAUAGACCCAGUGGACGUAGUGCGAGGAGUCACCCUGGAACAGCUCCAUGCACAGCUGGCUGACUCCAACCUGGACCCUAAGGAGGUGGACAGGGCCAAGCAGGGGCAGAAGCAGGACUAUCCUAAUGGGAUACCCGAGUGUGGGACUGAUGCGCUUAGGUUUGCUCUGUGCGCGAUGACACAAGGCCGGGACUUGAACCUGGAUAUUCUCCGAGUGCAGGGCUACCGGUUCUUCUGCAACAAGCUGUGGAACGCCACCAAGUUCGCGCUGCUCUACUUCCCCAAGGACACCGUGUAUGAGGCACACACGGCGGCUUCAGCACAGUCCCCGGACCUAUCCCCAAUGGACAGAUGGAUGCUGUCCCGCCUGUCCCUGGCAGUGGACAGAGUGAACGGCGGGUUCGCGGCGUACGACUUCCCGGCCGCCACCACGCACUGCUACAACCUGUGGCUGUAUGACCUCUGUGAUGUAUACUUGGAAUACCUAAAACCAGUGUUCGCAUCAGGCACCGAAGCUCAGCAGGCUGCCGCGCGUCGCACUCUAUACACUGCACUGGAACUAGGACUGAAGCUGCUGAGUCCGUUCAUGCCAUUUGUCACUGAAGAGCUGUUCCAGAGGCUGCCGAGGAAGGAUACCAGCUGUCCUUCUAUAUGUGUGGCGUCUUAUCCUACGAACGAGGACACCCCCUGGCGUUCAGAAGAACUAGAAUCCAACGUGGACACAGUCCUCAAAAUGGUCCAUCUCAUCCGUUCCACUCGCUCCGAGUACAACAUUACGAACAAACAGAAGACCACGGCCCACCUCAUCAUCUCCCAAGACCUGAAGGUGGAAGACCUCAGGAACCUGUUCAGGAGUCUCCAGUCCUUGGCCAAUAGUGAGCUCUCGGAUGAACAGCCGUCUAUUGGAUGUUCGAUACUUACUGUGUCCGAUAAGAUUGAGGUGCAUCUGGUUUUGAAGGGCCUCAUCGACCCCCAAAAGGAGAUCGCGAAACUAGAAAAGAAGAAGGAGUCUUUAUCACAAACCAUAGCCAAGCUCCAACAGGCUAUGGCAGCCGAGGACUACACAACUAAAGUGCCGGCCGAAGUACAGAAGACUAACUCGGAGAAACUUGCGCAGUCGCAGGGAGAAAUCGAAAGGCUACAAGCCGCUAUGGAAACGCUGAAACUUAUGUAGUACCUUCCUGUAUGAAAAUUAGCAGAUUUUUUGUCACUAAUAACCGGUUAAAUAAAGAUGUUUUAUUUCAUCAAAGCAUAUUACCAUAUUUUUGUGUAAAUGUAUGGCCAAUUUCUUCAGUAGAUUUUCAACCUUAUCACAAUAGAGAAAGGUAUUAUACAAAUUCUAUGUAUUGUCUUUGUAUAACUUAAUGAUCCAAUCACUACUGAGCGCUCCCGUACUUACACAACAAGUAAACAUUCGCUUUCGUGAGAUAAAACGUCCAUAAUUUUGAAAUUUUAGCAAUCUUUGACUAGCUUCAGUUAUCACUUUUCAAUCUGAAGUUAGCUGGAGUAAGAUAACACUGUUCUCGUUUUGAUAGUUUCUGUGUCCUUAUCGUACUAGUGUCUUAGAAGUGAGAUAGAUUAUACUUUUGCACCAUUUGUUAAGCUGUAAAAAGUUUAUGAAUAAUAAGUUUUGCACUGCCGAUGUUGUCCUGUUGUCUUUAUAGCUACGUCGCUAGUUUUGUAAGAAAUAGGAUUGCUUUUAUAUUUUCUAAGCGAAUUGUAGCUCAAAUUUUAUGAUACAGAGAUAGUAAAUAGUAGUAAAACAAUUCAUUAUGAACUUUAUGUAUUCGGUUUUAGGCACAUAAUUGUGUAUUUUUCUUUUCAAUAUUUUUCCCUGCGUCUAUAGAAUAAUUUUGUAACUCUUACAGUGAGUCAAGCAAGUGAUACCAAUAAUUUGUCCCGUUUUUAAGUAAAAUGUCUUAUUUAUUGCUUUUAUUUUAAUAAAAUAUGCUUACUUAAUAA
This is a messenger RNA of Helicoverpa armigera (cotton bollworm), 4147 nucleotides long. It is a transcript of the gene ValRS, whose product is annotated as valine--tRNA ligase. Bases 102 to 3359 code for a protein of 1085 amino acids. NCBI's taxonomy places the organism in Eukaryota, Metazoa, Arthropoda, Insecta, Lepidoptera, Noctuidae. The transcript is spliced from 19 exons. Gene Ontology annotation, cellular component: cytoplasm; cytosol. Gene Ontology annotation, molecular function: aminoacyl-tRNA deacylase activity; ATP binding; valine-tRNA ligase activity. The record is from RefSeq and is a predicted model, not a curated record. Gene Ontology annotation, biological process: valyl-tRNA aminoacylation.